Westerdykella ornata is the source of this 381-nucleotide messenger RNA. RefSeq lists its product as uncharacterized. The record is from RefSeq and is a predicted model, not a curated record. The transcript has 2 exons. Lineage: Eukaryota; Fungi; Ascomycota; Dothideomycetes; Pleosporales; Sporormiaceae. The coding region runs from base 1 to 381 and encodes 126 amino acids. Gene Ontology annotation, cellular component: exosome (RNase complex); nucleus.
AUGUUCAAAUCAUAUCGCUAUCACCCCAAUUAUUCGCAAGACGUUGCUGGUGGCUUCCUGUCUCUCACUUACAGCCAUCAGAUUGACCCUGAGAAACCUCUGUGCAGAUUUGAAGCAGUGGGUGGCACCUGUAACGAUCCCCACUGCGACGGGCAGCAUUUCCGAGAGAUGAAAAUCAGUGGUGAUAAGCUCCUCGUCCAACUGGGAACUGCGAACCCUGGAAAGACGCCUGAGGAGAGGCAGCAGUGGAACGAUGGCCUAAAACUCGUCCUUCAGGAACUUCGGCGGAAGAGCAUCAAGGAUCCCAAUGGAAUUGCGGUUGAGAUCGCCAAUUACCGCCGCCAGUUCCUCAAAGACGAUACCCGCGUGGUCAAUCUCUGA